AGUUGGAGAAAGAGAGACUAGCAAGACUCAGAGAGGAGGCCAGAGAAAGUCAGACUGUGUGUGGGAGCGGAAGUUCUGGAAACAGAGUACAAACGGGCCAAGGCUACAUUGGAAUCCAAUGACACUUACAUUCAGCUUGGAAACUUGGAGAGAAAGUGGCAGCAUCACGAGCAGAACAACUUUGCCAUGAAGGAAUACAUAGCUAUGCGACAGGCGGAGGGGAGCUACCACGAUCUCUCCAAUGAGGUGGCCUCUCUUGUCUCGUCCUACAACUCCCUCCUCUGUCACAGUCUCCAGGGCACACUUCCUGUCCCCACUCCCUCCAACUGACCUCUGCAUCAUUAGAGAGAAGACCCCACUAUUAUAACUACUUAACGGCACACUGUGAAUAUUAUGUAUAAUACUAGCUCUAAUGUGUGUACUGGCACAUUUUUAUACAUUGGUUGAAAGCAAAAGUUAUCUAUUGUACUUUACAAGAUAUGUGCAGUGUAUGUUGUGUGCAUUAGUUGAUUUUGGCAAGUGAUGUGUCCACUGGUGUUAAAAUUUCACGUAGUGCAUAAUUAUAACAUUGCUGUGUUGUGAAAGCAUUAUAA
Molecule: messenger RNA, 593 nt
Organism: Geodia barretti
Lineage: Eukaryota; Metazoa; Porifera; Demospongiae; Tetractinellida; Geodiidae
Source: the annotation of a GenBank genome assembly